Camellia sinensis is the source of this 1403-nucleotide messenger RNA. Its product is annotated as zinc transporter 6, chloroplastic-like. The record is from RefSeq and is a predicted model, not a curated record. Gene Ontology annotation, biological process: zinc ion transmembrane transport. Gene Ontology annotation, cellular component: plasma membrane. Gene Ontology annotation, molecular function: zinc ion transmembrane transporter activity. Lineage: Eukaryota; Viridiplantae; Streptophyta; Magnoliopsida; Ericales; Theaceae.
UGUUCAAACUAGUCACAGCUAGAGAAAGGAAGGUGCAACAAAAUUCUACGAACCAACACUCUUCUCUCUCUCUAAAACUCCCCUUUCUCUCUCUCUAAAUUUCUCAUUCUACCAUCUCUUACUGAGCUCAGAUUACCUAGUGAUGGCGGUGUGCGCCACCGACACGGCUCGAGAGCUUUCGUGCCGAGACAGCCGAGCCGCAGCGAACCUCAAGCUCGUCUCGAUGUUUGUGAUCUUCGUCACGAGCGUCGUCGGAAUAUCGUCUCCGGUGAUGCUCGCGCGCUUGUUCCAAGGUAAGCCGGUCUACGACAAGGCCAUUCUCAUAAUCAAGUGCUUCGCGGCCGGCGUGAUUCUCUCUACAUCGCUCGUCCACGUCCUCCCCGACGCCUUCGACGCUCUCGCCGACUGCCACGUGGCGUCGCGACACCCCUGGAAGGACUUCCCCUUCUCCGGCCUCAUCACGUUGAUCGGAGUACUCACCGCACUUCUGGUAGACCUAACCGCAACGUCGCACGUCGAUAGCCACGGAGGAAAGGCGAGUAGUAAUUACACGGCGAUCGGGACGAGCGAGGAAUUGGCGGCGGCGAGGAAGAAAUCGGCGGAGAGUGGAGUGGAAAUGGGGGUGUUUGGUGAGAGGGAAUCGAAAGAGAUGGUGAGGAUGAAGCAGAGAUUGGUGUCGCAGGUGCUGGAGAUUGGGAUAAUAUUUCAUUCGGUGAUCAUAGGGGUGACGAUGGGGAUGUCUCAGAAUCAGUGCACGAUCAGACCGCUUGUUGCUGCACUCGCGUUUCACCAGAUCUUUGAAGGGAUGGGCCUUGGAGGCUGUAUUGCUCAGGCAGGUUUCAGCUUUGGAACAACAGCGUACAUGUGCUUCAUGUUUUCGGUGACAACACCACUGGGAAUAGUGUUGGGUAUGAUCAUUUUCUGGUUCACUGGUUACGACGACAGUAGCCCCAAUGCCUUGAUUCUGGAAGGUCUGUUGGGUUCCCUAUCCUCUGGUAUCCUUAUUUACAUGGGUCUAGUCGACCUCAUAGCUCUCGACUUCUUCCACAACAAGUUGAUGAGUUCCGAGUCAUGGUUAAAGAAGGCCUCUUUCAUUGCCCUCACACUUGGCUCUACCUCCAUGUCUAUCCUUGCCCUUUGGGCUUAAGAGUUAGUGUUUUGUGCAAAGCAAUGAAAAAAAUGAUAGUAGUAUGUUGGACUAUCGGUAUUAAUUUAUCCAAAUUGUCAACUGUCCAUGCUUAGACAUAGGGCGACCAACGUCCAUAAUACAAAUUAUUUAUUUUUUUGGAUUGGAAGCAAAUUCUCUCUAGUUGGCUUUGUUAAUUAAACUGUUGAACUUCAAUGGGUCCACCACGAGUACCAAUUAUUUAUCUUAUGAAGCCACAUGAUUGAUUGAAAAAUGA